Messenger RNA from Phyllopteryx taeniolatus (common seadragon), 5794 nucleotides. RefSeq names its product lysine demethylase 5C (gene kdm5c). Gene Ontology annotation, molecular function: DNA binding; histone demethylase activity. NCBI's taxonomy places the organism in Eukaryota, Metazoa, Chordata, Actinopteri, Syngnathiformes, Syngnathidae. Gene Ontology annotation, cellular component: nucleus. Gene Ontology annotation, biological process: chromatin remodeling. The coding region runs from base 389 to 5161 and encodes 1590 amino acids. The record is from RefSeq and is a predicted model, not a curated record. The transcript has 29 exons.
AUGGCGACUCGUUAAGAAAGAUAGGAUGGCCUGAAGGGAGUGAUGGUGUUUGUCGGAAAAAUUAUUGCCAACGACAAAACUGUUACCAUUUUUUACAUUGGGCUUAAAAUGAAACGGAUAUCUCGCGUCCGCAUUUUGAAUGCGUGUGUUCUGACAGAGUGGAAGACGUACAGGGUGAAUUGAAGCGGCAGGCAAAAGCGGCCAACUUUGCUUGUAGCAGUUAGCUCGCCAACGGCACCAAAGCACAGCUGGCCCUCGUUAGCUAACCACCAACAACCACCAAGCAGCAGUCAGCACAACAGGAGGAAGGAGAGCGGCGAGCAGCCCCAUCAUAGCCCGGCACAUCGAGGUGUCUACGGGUCAGUCAACAACAGUUUACAAGGAGACUAUGUCGCUUGUUUGGAGCUUGGUAAUGGAGGGGGAAGAGUUUAUAGCUCCUCCGGAGUGUCCAGUUUUUGAGCCGUCAUGGGAGGAGUUCCAGGAUCCUCUGGGCUACAUUGCCAAAAUACGUCCAAUUGCAGAGAAGUCUGGAAUCUGCAAAAUUCGACCUCCACCAGACUGGCAACCACCAUUUUCAGUGGAGCUGGAUACAUUCCGAUUUACGCCACGCAUGCAGAGACUUAAUGAACUGGAGGCGGAGACAAGAGUGAAGCUUAAUUAUUUGGACCGCAUUGCCAGGUUCUGGGAGAUUCAGGCUUCCUCCUUGAAAAUCCCACACAUCGAAAGACGAAUCCUUGAUCUUUUUGGUCUGUCAAAGGUUGUGUCUGAUGAAGGGGGUUUUGAGAUGGUCUGUAAAGAACGACGUUGGGCCCGUGUGGCACAGAGGCUUGGCUACCCUCCAGGCAAGAACAUUGGUUCUCUUCUGCGUUCACACUACGAGAGGAUUGUCCACCCUUUUGAAAUGUUCCAUUCUGGUGCCAGCUUGCCGCAUUGCAAGCCAAAGCACUACGACGGUGAGGAUGUGGAUAAGGAAUACAAGCCCCACUCCAUCCCCCUGCGUCAGUCUGUGCAACCAUCCAAAAUGAGCAGUUACGGGCGCCGAGCAAACCGCUGCCAGCCAGAUGGUCCAGAGGAUCUGAAUCCCCAUCCUCUCACCGCUGGCUCUCAACACAUCUCAGCGCCUGAACCUACUGAGGAAGACAUAGAGAAGAACCCAGAAUUAAAGAAGUUGCAGAUCUAUGGCGCAGGGCCCAAGAUGAUGGGACUUGGACUCAUGGCACGGGACCGAGGCAUUAGGAAGAAGGAUGAACUGCCUCAGACUGUAACCAUCAGGGACAGCACAGCAUCUUCUCCUGGUGUCACAUCUGUAAAUGCGGAGCUUCAGGUUCCUCAGGGGGGAGAGAGCGACGAGCGCUCAGCCACUCCCCAUGUUCCCCCCGUCAGCAUCACGGUCAAGACAGAGGUCAAAACAGAAGUCAAGGCUGAAGUCAAGACUGAAGUGAAGAAAGAAGAAUUGGCUGAGCAUCUUCACAAAGAAAGUCGUCAACAUCUUACAGAUGGUCCGUGCACCAAAAUGACCAUGAGGCUACGACGCAACCUCAACAACAUGCAGUGUGUGGAGUCCUUUGUGUGUCGGAUGUGUGGCCGUGGAGAUGAUGACGAGAAACUCUUGCUAUGCGAUGGUUGUGAUGACAACUACCAUACGUUCUGCCUGCUGCCCCCACUCACUGACCCUCCCAAAGGCAAUUGGCGAUGCCCGAAGUGUGUUGCAGAAGAGUGCAAGAAGCCUUCGGAAGCGUUUGGCUUUGAACAAGCAACCCGCGAGUACAGUUUGCAGAGUUUUGGGGAGAUGGCCGACGCAUUCAAAGCAGAUUACUUCAACAUGCCCGUCCAUAUGGUUCCCACUGAGCUUGUGGAGAGGGAGUUCUGGAGGUUAGUUAGCAGCAUCGAGGAGGACGUGACUGUGGAGUAUGGAGCAGACAUCCACUCCAAAGAGUUUGGCAGCGGCUUCCCGAUGAACACCGGCAAGAGGAUUCUGACAAAGGAAGAGGAGGACUAUGCCCGCAGUGGCUGGAACUUGAACGUGAUGCCUGUGCUGGAACAGUCUCUCCUGUGCCACAUCAAUGGUGAUAUCUCUGGCAUGAAGGUGCCCUGGCUUUAUGUUGGCAUGGUAUUCUCCGCUUUCUGCUGGCACAUUGAGGAUCAUUGGAGCUACUCCAUCAACUACCUGCACUGGGGGGAACCCAAAACCUGGUAUGGCGUUCCCUCAGUAGCUGCUGAGCGACUAGAGGAGGUGAUGAAGAAACUGACUCCAGAGUUAUUUGAAUUUCAGCCUGACCUCUUGCAUCAGUUGGUUACAAUCAUGAACCCAAACAUCCUUAUGGCCCACGGUGUACCGGUUGUGCGGACCAACCAGUGUGCUGGUGAGUUUGUCAUCACCUUCCCUAGAGCCUACCACAGUGGCUUCAACCAGGGAUAUAAUUUUGCAGAAGCGGUCAACUUCUGUACUGCAGACUGGCUUCCUGCCGGUCGUUCCUGCAUUGAGCACUAUCGGCGUCUGCGGCGGUAUUGUGUCUUCUCUCACGAAGAGCUCACUUGCAAAAUGGCAGCCAGUCCAGAGAAACUAGACCUCAAUCUUGCUGCAGCAACACACCGGGAAAUGUUUAUAAUUGUUCAGGAGGAGAGAAAGCUGCGGAAGGCUCUGAUGGAAAGGGGCAUCAGCGAAGCAGAGCGUGAGGCAUUUGAGCUGUUACCUGAUGAUGAGAGACAGUGUGACAAAUGCAAGACAACUUGUUUCCUCUCAGCGCUGGCUUGUUCAAACUGCCCUGACCGUCUGGUGUGUCUCUAUCACACUCAGGAUCUGUGCAACUGUCCCACUGACAAACUCUACCUCAGGUACAGAUAUACCCUGGACGAGUUGUUGGCCAUGUUACACCGCUUAAAGGUCCGCUCAGAGUCCUUUGAUUCAUGGGCCAACAGAGUAAAAGAGGCACUUGAGCAAGAGGAGGGAAACAAGAUAGGGAUUGAUUACUUGGAGGUGCUCAAGACCGAAGCGGCGGAAAGAAAGUUCCCUGACAAUGAACUUCUACGUAAACUCAACACUGUUCUCAAAGACAUCAAGCACUGCCAGCAGAAGAGCACUGAGCUCCUCACUAACUCAACAACCAGUGAUGCAAAAAUGACUUUGGCGGAGCUGAAAUCCUUGAUAGAGACGAUGCAAAAUCUGCCAUGUGUGAUGAGUCAACUGGAUGAAGUGCAGGCGGUUCUGCAGACGGUGAGUGACUACCAGAGCCGAGCUCAGGAGUUGGUUAACGAGCGCGACUGGAGGAGGAACGCUGCGCCCACAGAGUUGUUGCAGUCAUUGCUGGAGCAGGGAACUAAGCUGCCUGUUGUGGUGCCAGAGUGUAAUCUGCUCCAGGGCCUUAAGGAGCUGGGGCACUGGCUGGCAGAGGUCAGGCGCACCUUGGGCACAGAGGGGGGCGAGAGGCCGGAGGUCACGUUGGCAGUGUUGAGGAAUCUGAUCGAGGCAGGCUGCAACGUGCCUCAGAGCGCAUCUGUAGAUACUGCCAUGGCAGAACUGCAGGAGCUACUCACUAUUGCAGAACGUUGGGAGGAGAAAGCACAGAUCUGUCUUGAGCAAAGGCAAAAGCACCCUCUCUCAACACUGGAGGCGAUUGUUAAUGAGGCCCAGCUUAUUCCUGUCAAGCUGCCUAACAUUCAAGCUUUGCAGGGCUGUCUAAGCCGCGCACGUGCUUGGGUAACAGACCUGGAGGAAAUUCAGAAUGGGGAGCAUUACCCAUGUCUGGAUGACCUGGAGGGAUUGGUGGCCGUUGGAAGGGACCUGCCCGUCUUCAUGGAGGAGCUGCGACAGCUGGAACUACAGGUUGCCAGCGCUCACUCCUGGAGGGACAAGGCCAGCAAGACCUUCUUGAAGAAAAGCAGUCAGCACAGUCUCCUCGAGGUUUUGUGUCCAUGCGCUAAAAGGAGACAUAACGAGACAGAGGAACUCGAUGACUGUGAUACCAACACACUGGGCCUCUCUGCUCAAGAUCUUAGGGACCCUGCAGCUAUUGUAAUGGCAUUCAAGGAAGGGGAGCACCGGGAGAAAGAGGCACUGCUGAGGUUACAGAAGGUCAACAUGGGGAAGACUGAACUUAAUGCAGGAAGUUACAAAGAGGGGAAGGCGACAUCGGACGACCGCAUGGAAACGGACUCUGAAAACUGUGUCAAAGAGAACGGGAGCCACCCUGGUGCCACCUCUUCUCAGUCGGUGUGCGUGUGCGCAGGUCAGCCGCGCGCGCCGCAGUUGCGCUGCCACCUUUGCAAGGACUGGUUCCAUGGCAGCUGCGUUCCCUUCCCCUCGCUGCUUCUCUCUUGUGGACCGCCGGCUAACCCGCACUGCUGGUGGGACUGGGACUCGCGCUUUCUGUGUCCGCGGUGCCAGCGGUCGCGGCGCCCACGUCUGGAGACUAUCCUGGCAUUGCUCGUGGCGUUGCAGAGGCUGCCCGUGCGCCUGCCCGAGGGUGAGGCGCUGCAAUGUCUCACAGAGCGGGCCAUCACCUGGCAGGGUCGCGCCAAAGAGGCACUGGAGACGCCUGAGCUGCAGCGGGCCCUUCAGACGAUGCAAGAACUGAAAGAAAGCCUCCAUUGUGACAAGGAGGAAGAAUGUGUGCAGAAAGAUGCGGACUCCAGCUCGGUCAUUGUUUUAUCUGACUCGGAGGGAGGUGAAGGAGAGGAUGGAAUCAUCGAUCUGACGGAAGAUUCCCCCAAAAAGAAAUCCAAGGAGUCCACUGGCAUUCAGGCUGCUUGUGAGAACGGCGUCGCCAAGAACUGCAGUGUUAAUGAUGUGGGCGCUCUGCUGCCGCUGCUGCCUGAGCUCAAAGGUCAGGUGGUGCAGCUUUCUUCACCCACGCAGGAGCGACUGGAGGAGCUGCAGCUGGAGGGAGAUCUGCUGGAGGUCUGUCUGGACCAGAUGCACAUCAUCGGCCGAGUCCUGCAGGCCGCCUCGGAUCCGCCUGUGGCGACACUGCGCACGCUCAUUCAGACGGAUCUUGAAGAGCAGCGACGAAGCAGUCGAGGACGUACGAAGGACUCCAAGAGGAAGCGAAAGAGCCACCGAGGAGGCGGCGGGGAUGCAGAGGGUGGCGGAGCGGCGCCGCUGGACGCGUCCGACUCUAAGAAAAGCUGCCCCUUACCUCAGCUAACUGCCCAGAUUCUGUGAGGGUGGACAUUGGAUCUGCCAAAGAAACUGAGGGAGCAGACUGUGAGGGGCGAAAAAAAAAAAAAAAAAAAAGAUGCGGGACAUACACACACACACACACACACACCCUCCUCCCAAUCUUCUACACUCCCUCUCACACAAAUAUGACUUCCUGUUGUCUACAAGCUCCACUUUCCCUGGACCUGUUUCUAAAGACUGUGUAGGCUCAUGUGGGACUUCCUGUGAUAGCAGUGUGUGGUCUAUCUAGAAUUGUCUCCCAGGUAAGUUGGUAUGCUUUGUUACCCCACCACCGUGUUAAGUGGAAGCCCCCUCACCCUUGUUCUUGAGCUCCUCGGAUAAGCUAUUUGGGUUCGUUUGUUUUUUACGAGGCCACGAUACGACGCAGCUGUGCGGCAGAACUUUGAUGACUUUUAUUUUUUUAGUCGUACUGAAGCUUGUGUUCAUCGUUUUCGAGGGACGCAACAUUCGUAAGGAACUGAUGACGUUUUGGGAAAUGUUUAAAACAGGCAUUCAUGUUUUUGGUGCUACUUUCCCAAAAUGGACACUGUCUGACCCCAGAGCAGUGAUGUUAUCCUUUCAGUUCCUCUUCUUUUUUGGUUCCCUCAUCUGCAAAAUAAAGUAACUUUACUGUAA